AUGGAAGUAAUAAUAGAAAUGUCAGGAUUAGAUUAAGAAGAAUCAUUUAAAACAAUUUUAGAUGAUAAUAUAGAGCUUAUAAAUAUUGGAGAAAUGAUUCAAGAAGCUGCAUAUUAUUAGUAUAUAUUUAUUAUUAAAUCUAGAGCUUUUAACUUAAGUGAACAAUUCUGUUUAUAAAUUAAGGAUACAAACAAAUUUAUUGGAGGAAGAUCUACAAUUAUCAAAAUAUGUUUAAAUUAAAAUUAAAUUAAUCCAUAAGUUCUAGUUUUUCAUAAAGGUCUAGAUGGAUAGAUGAAAAGUAAUUAUUAAUUUAAAUUCUAGUGAACAAAGGAGAAAUUAUUGAUAUAAAUUUCCAUCGUCAACCUUAGACUAUUAAUAAAGAAAUCCAUAAUGAACCUUAGAUACACCAAUAAGCUUAACCAAUUGUUGAAGAUAUUAUAAAAAAAUAAAAUAAUGAUUAAUAACCAAAAGGUAUUGUAAUUGGAGGAGAUAAUCUAACUCAAUCAUAGUACAUAAAAAAAUUAGAAGAAGAUUUAAAUAAAGCAAAUUAAGUCAAUAAUAUUGAUGAAUAUGAUUAAGUAGGAACAUCAAAUAAUCAUUUAAAUUAUCACUAAUCUCAAUAAAUUAGCUAUAUUGAAAAUUAUUAACAAUCCUAAUAACUUGAAAUAUAAUAGUCUUCAUCAUAAAUGGAAAUAAAUAAUUAAUAGAAUAAUUUAUAACAUGAAUCAUUAAUUGAAACUUAAAUUAAAAAAUAAUAGAGAUAAUGCACUAUUACAAUUUGGUGGGAUCCUUAAGAGUAAUAAAAAUAUGAACAUCUUUUUUAGUAAGAUAAAAUAAAGUAUAAAAUUAAUUGA
This is a messenger RNA of Paramecium pentaurelia, 854 nucleotides long. The record is from the annotation of a GenBank genome assembly. NCBI's taxonomy places the organism in Eukaryota, Ciliophora, Oligohymenophorea, Peniculida, Parameciidae.